This is a messenger RNA of Tribolium madens (black flour beetle), 3257 nucleotides long. RefSeq names its product glutathione S-transferase 1-like. The transcript is spliced from 3 exons. NCBI's taxonomy places the organism in Eukaryota, Metazoa, Arthropoda, Insecta, Coleoptera, Tenebrionidae. The record is from RefSeq and is a predicted model, not a curated record. Gene Ontology annotation, biological process: glutathione metabolic process. Bases 366 to 1010 code for a protein of 214 amino acids. Gene Ontology annotation, molecular function: glutathione transferase activity.
AAUAGUUUUUUUAAUAAUAAAUUUAUACACUUUCAUGAGUUCAUUCUCUUUGAAUACACCUUCAAUUUAAACGUUUAUACUUUUUAUUGAUGAAAGAAGAAAUACAGAAAUACUAAAAUUUUAUAUCCUACUUGCUAUUGUUUUUCACCUUCUAGUUAAUAUUAAGAACCUGGCACUUAAUUUCACCUUUUUUUUGACACGAUACGUCCUUCUUAUCGAUUCCCAUUAAUCCAUGGCUAGAAAAAACAACCUAAGCGUGACCUAGUUUUACAAAUUCGAUCGCCCACCCAACAAACGUUAAGCUUUGUCCUUUCAAGGAUCUGUCAGUAACAUUCAAGCUUUCGUUGAAAACACAAAGUGCAAAGAUGGCACCUAAGCUAUACAUCAUGCAGGUUAGUCCUCCCUGUAGGGCUGUUAUGAUGGUUGCCAAGGCCAUCGGUCUUGAACUUGACAUCGAGGAGGUCGAAAGGGAAGCUUUGAAGACGCCCGAGAUGCUGGAGCUGAACCCCCAACACACCGUUCCUAUUUUAGUAGACGAGGAUUUUGUUGUUUGGGAUAGUCAUGCUAUUGCAGGGUAUCUGGUAGGUCAGUACGCCGAGGACGACACCCUUUAUCCUAAAGGCGAUAUUCGCAAACGGGCGAUUAUUGAUCAGAGGCUGCACUUCGAAAAUGGGGUACUCUACGAGAGAUGUCGCGCUGUUGCCCAUAUUCUUUUUUCUGGUAUUGGUGACAUUUCUGAGGAUGACCGCGACAAAUUGCUUGAAGCUUACGGCUUCUUGGAAGAGUUCCUCAAUGGCCAUCCUUGGCUUGCUGGCGACGAAAUGACAGUAGCUGACCUUAGCGUCCUUGCGACUUUGGCGUCUGCCGACCUCUUUAUCCCUGUAGAGGCAGAUCGCUUUCCUCAAUUAUUCGAUUGGUUGAAAACCGGAAAGGAGUUGCCGUUUUUCGACGAAUGUAAUGCUGAAGGCUUGGCAAAGUUCAAGGAGAUGCUCCCAACUCCCGAAUCGUAAUUUUGUCAUGAAUGCUAGUCACAAUAAACCAAUUUCAAUAAUCAACAAGUACACUCUCGAGAAUGUUUAUUAUUUAAAGUCUACAUAAAAACAAGCAAUAACAUUCAAAAAAGUAGAUUAUUAGUAUGUGAUUGGUCCAGGUCAGCCCUCCAAAGCCGCCGCGAUUUGGUUUCUGAUUUUGUCGAGACCGUUUUUGUUGGCGGCGUAAUAGGGGAGAGCUUGCAUUUUCUUUAUCCACGCGGUGAUUUUGGGGUAUUUUUUUGCGUCGAUGGGCACAAUAAUAUCAAUGGUUGACACUGUGGCAACUAAACUGAAGUCGGCGAUGGUCAUUUGCCCUAACGCUACGAAGGUGUUGACUGUCAAGAAUUUCUCCAAAAAGUCGUAACGUUCAAUAAUUUCAUCCACUUGUUCUUGGGGGGCGCUUUUCUUACCUCCAUGGAGGAUCCCUUUCUGCAAAAAAGGACAAUUAUUUUCCAGUUUUUUUCGCAAUAACAACCUACUAUAAUUCUGGAACUGAGCAGCGCGAAUUCGGUGUCAAAGUGCAGUUUUUGGUUGACUUUGGCUCUUUCUUGCAUAUCGGUAGGAUAGAGCGAGUCAUCGAUUCCUCCAUACUUGUCUACCAAAUACCCAUUGAUCACGUGACUGUCCCAGACGACAAAAUCGUCGUCAUCUUGCAAAGUGGGUACGGUAUGUUGAGGAUUGAUCUGAAAUACACGUUAGCGUGAGACUAAGUUGAAAUUUGUUUCCAUAAUUUGAUUUGACACUGUGCCAAGUCAAAGUGUUCGACGCACGGUGCUACUUAAUGAAUGAUAUUUUUUGCUUAAAGCCAAUUUACUCAAUUAUAAAUAACACUGUGAAAUUUAAUUCUUUAGCACUCAACGUAAUGUUUUAUUUGGCAUUUUGGCAUAUUAACAACAACAAUGCAGUGUGAUAUAUCUGUUAUUUUUUGUACUGUUUACAAUAUGUGAAAUUCAAACUGUAAACAAACCCAACUUAAAAAUAAACCCGAAAAUUCGUUUACGUCUGAAAUGAUACUACUUCAAAUUUGUCCGAAUCAAUAAAAAUUCGAUAACUAUAAUUAGGAUUAAUUAGGACAUUUUUUGCGUCAGAAUCGUAAUUCUUUCGCUUUUUUUUCAUUUAGAUGUGAUUAAAAAUAGAAGAGAUUCCGUCGACUUUUUAACAUUGCUGCAUUUUUAGUUGCAGCAUGAAAAAGCACCUCGUAAAUCAUCCAGGAUAAACGGAGUAGGGUUUAUUUCGGUAGUAGCGCUAAACCUGUAAAUUAAAUCAUUUAGUGAGUUACAGCUGUGUUAUCAAAAAUUGAAGAGCAGAUGUCGAUUUUUAAAGAGGUGCAAACAAGCUGUUAAGGUAUUGCGUAAAUGCAAAACGAUUUAUGUGAGUUUUAGUUAGGAGAGCGCCAAACUACCUAUCAAAAAUAACAUGUGGACAUCUCGAUUCACAUAAACAUGAGCAGGUGAAAAUAGUGUUUUAACAAGAAGCGACAGAAGUAAAUGUGAAAAUAAAGACAAAAAUAAUAUGUAUAAGCAAUCAAUAAAAAUUCUAUUUUUAAUUCAAUAAGAGUUCUAUUUUUUAGGCAGACGUGGAAUAGGCUUCAUAGAGUGUGAAGAUAUCAUUUUAACACGUUUAAAAACAUUGUUGGGCAAAACUAUGUGUUAACUCUAAAUUGAGACGAAGUUUUGUGUUUUGAUAUAUUUUUAGUAACAGAAAUGUUACUCAUUAUUUCAGAAUGAAAUUACAAAUUAUGUGAUGAUUGUAACUUUUAUUUACGUGUGCCAUACCAGUUUACGUACUUACCACGUCUUAGAGGUACUUGUAGAAAUACUUAAAAUAAAAAAGAUAUUUUUUAAUAUUUGGUCUAAUAACAGCUGUACAAUAAAAAAAAUCAUCAAACUGAACAUUAGGUAUUAUGUCGCAUAAGAUAGUAAAUGUGCGAUACAAGUAAAGGUUUAUGAUGGUUCUUACGGCACAAGAGAAAGGUUUGAAAGAAAUCUACGAUUAACGUUACCAAAAAUGCACUACUUUAAGGCAACUCUGUGUUGCAUGAGUUUUAAAACUACUAAAUUAAAUAACAUAUCAUAGCAGCCACUUUUUGAAGGUUUACCUUUUCCACUCGUACAUACCUAAAUUAUAAACCUUUACAUUGUUGUUACGAAAAAGUAUUACACUCGUAUUUUUUUGUUAAUAUUUUAUUUUCAGCUAGUUUCAAGAAAAUUAAAGAAUUGAAACAUA